AUGAGCGACAGAGCCAGUCAAGCAAAAGAUCGCCAGAACUAUGCGCGGAAAAUAGUUGAUCUCGUGAUCGAGUGUCGCAACAAGGUCCCCAGCGACUGUCCCGAGCCGACGCUCAUCCUGUCUGACGAGGCUCUCCGUGCAUAUGUCAGGGGACUCGAGAAGUCAACAUGGGAAAAUAGGACGGAUAUAACAGACUAUCACCAAGUGUGUUCAGAUCUCAUUGAGAGGCUCGAGAUAAUUCGUGACGAUCUUCCCGGCGAGUGGCGAGAGUUCUCAGAGCUACUAAGGGACGCUACAAAGUACCCGGAAGGCAUUACACCCAACACCACUCCCGCUCGUCCGCUGCCACCUCAGACGAACCUUGCCUUAGAAGCUAUCACUGUAGAAUCUGUCCAGAAAGAUAACAACAUUCCCGAGGUUGUCGUCUCGCCACCUGACGGCGCUUCCAUGACCCAGCUGCCUGGCAUAGCCAUGAGCUUUCCAACGGUAUCAGCGGCAGCGAACCCCUUUGUCGGACCCGAUGGUGCGUCCAUCUUCAGCAAGUUUGAUACGGAGACGAAGCCUGCAGACAAGCCUUUCCCGUCCAUUGAAGCCAAAGGACCAGAAAGGAAGCUGGCACCUCUGAAAAAAGGGUUGCGCUCCAGGAAGCCUAAUGACGGAUUGGCGCCUGGCGGUCUUGCUGCAAACCCAAUUCCUGAUACCGCAUCUGCGAAGAUGAUGUCCCCGGCCCCAGCACCAAAGCUUAUCUUCGACUUUGGUGCUUCUGCAACAUCAUUCACAGCUCCUUCAACACUAGAGCCUAGCUUGUCGGCCGAGCCAAAGGAGAAGAGAUUACGACACACUUCGACUCCCUCACCAUCAUCACCAAGUUUCAUCAGCAAAGAUGGUUCCCCUCCCAAGAUCGUUUCGUCACUGGCGGUCUCUCUAGACUCCGUCCCAUCGAAGUCCACAUCCACUCAGACUGAUCUGGCGCCCUCUCCCAACAAGAGUCAGCUGAAGAUGAUCUUGAGCAUUCUGGAAGAGGAGAGGGCUGCGCGUAUCAAGGCUGAUGCGAAAGUCGAGGAGUUGAUGGGGGCCAUGAGCCGCCUACAAGCCAAGGUUGAUCGACUGGUGGAGGAGGCUGAAGCAAGCCGGGCGGAGACAUCAGCUUCAAGCAAGUUAACCGCCAUGCCUCAAGAGCCCGUGAAGCCUACAACGCAGGCUUCGACCUCUGAUUCCCGCAACAAGAACGACCCCGAGGGCGACAAGGUCGUGGCGCCAAAGCGCAAGUCCACGAUCCAGAUCGUGAGGUCCCUCAAGAAGGACUUUGCUCCGGGGACGUCCCAUGUCGUCUUCGAUCAGCUGAAGCACGGGACUUUGCGCAUCUCUGGGCUUUUGAAAGCUCAGCCUGCCAUCCUCCAGGCGCAGAUCGAGAGGGUGCUAUGCGCCUUCAAGGUGCCAGUAUCUCAGCGAAAGAAGCACGCGUCAAUGGUUAUCGAUCUGGCUAAUUUCGGAAAUGGCCUUGCUCGUGGAACAAGUUAUCUUUCUCUUAACACCAAGGUCAAGAACGCAGCUACCACAUUUGCGGAUGAAAAGCUGGCCGGCCAUCUCUUCCACGAAAAGAAUUGGUUGUGCUUCCGCUGCGUUUCUGAGCAGCACGAGUCUAUGCAGGGGUACAUGGGUGGACGUGCGGUAUAG
Molecule: messenger RNA, 1677 nt
Organism: Alternaria infectoria
Lineage: Eukaryota; Fungi; Ascomycota; Dothideomycetes; Pleosporales; Pleosporaceae
Exons: 1
Coding region: 1-1677 (558 amino acids)
Source: RefSeq, a predicted model, not a curated record